Messenger RNA from Paramecium tetraurelia, 1593 nucleotides. RefSeq lists its product as uncharacterized. The record is from RefSeq and is a predicted model, not a curated record. NCBI's taxonomy places the organism in Eukaryota, Ciliophora, Oligohymenophorea, Peniculida, Parameciidae. The transcript is spliced from 3 exons.
AUGAACUUUUUAUUGAUUUCUUUGAUCACCCAAUUCACGAGAUACUCGUUGGCAUUCACUAUAACUGAGGUCGAAGAGCCUCUAACUUCCAUUAAAAUACAUGCGAAUGAGCAUCGGACAUUGAAUUUAGAUGAUGCCAGAGAUGCAAUUCUAUUAUCAUAUAAUCAUAGCAGAGGUUGUGAAGUAACCCCAUUGCAACUCCAAUUCGAAACUCAAGAAUUCAGGAUCAUUCAACCAUAUGAUUUUACAGAAAAGGAUUUUGAAUCAGACACUAUUCUCAACUUUCGUUAAUUUGUGUCGAUGGUUCAUAUAAAAGACGGCAUGUUGGCAAUCACUUCAGAUUCAGUUGCCUAUCUUCUUAAAUUUAAUUACAAUACUGUUUUCGAACAUGAUUUUGAAGAGAAGGGAUAAAAGUUUGCUAGAAUUUUAUGGAAAGCAGAUCUUCAGACUAUUGCACCGUCUUUGGUUGCUAAGAAUGAAUUACCGCAAUUAUUGUUCUCUCCUUCUACCAAUCUAGCAUUUUUACUCUUUAGUGAUACUGCUCAGUUGUUUAGCAUGGAACAAAUGGAAUCACAAACCACAUCACUUGAUGUUUACCAAGUGACUGAUUGGAGAAAGAGAGGAUACAGAGGAUUAACCAAAGAGAUUGACGGAUUAGUAUUUAGUGCAGUUGGUAGAGAUGGCUUAGAUGUUUAUAAGAUAGUGUAAAAAGAUCUAAGAUUUAUUAAGAAUCUCAAAUUAAAGGAUUUUGGUUUGAAUUCUACGAUUGAGAUAGUUGAUUUUGCUAUUGUAAAGCAUGGGACUGCGGAUGGAUAUUACUCAAUGUUUUUAUUGGAUAGGGAGUGUGGAUUAUUGUUGAUAGAUGUUCAUAGAGAUCAGUAUGUGAAUUUUGGAUUAAGAUCUUGGAUUAACUUUUAAUCUGGAGGAAUAUCAGUUGAUACCCGAAAUGGUAGAAAUGUAUUUAUGGCCUAUUAAUCCAUGAAUCACCAUUAUGUACUUGAAUACUAUGUUGAUUUAGAUAAUGGAAAUUCGUUUUCAAUUAGAAAAAAGAGGAUAGAUAACAGAAUUAUCGAUUUGGAUGCCACCGAUGAUUUUGUCAUCGUAUAAGGUGUCAAUUAACAUUUAAUUCUAUUUUCAAAUGGAUAUGAUUAUGUUAUGAAUAAUCAUUAAGAUCAAGUGUUUAAACAUUUGGGUUUACGAGAUUUUGCUUUCUUUAAUCAAUCUUACAAAUUGGAAGAUAUGGAUGAUAUCAAAAAAGAAUACCAAUAUGAUGAUUUCUUUUUUGGGAUCACUGCUUAGAGUGCAUUUCUGACUAGAUUCUAGAUGCAGCCUAUUAAAUUGAAGUGUUUCUAUCAUUAAUCUGAUGUUGGGCAAUCUUUUACGUAUAUUCUGCAAUAUAAUACAACAGUGGAAGGUGUUUCAGAUCUGGUAGUCAGACACACACAAAUGGUGAAUAUUGAGAUUAUAAAGACAUACUUCUAUGAAGCAGAGUAUUACUUAUUGUAUUCGGUUUGUUUCUUGUUGGGAUCAGUGUUGUUGAUGGGGUUGGGAUAUGUGGGCUAUUGGUUUUAUAAUUUUGGUGGAAUAUAUUGA